AUGGAGUCUGGCGAUGACCCUGAGACUGAAAAGAAAAUCGUCCAGCCAUCGUCAACUGGAUCAGAACUUGUUCGCAUCUCCUCUGAAACACAACCUGGCAGGACGGUCCUUCCCGAACCCGUCGCCAAAGCCAUCAGUUUGGCCACCCGAUCCAGCAGUCUCGCGCUUCGUGUUGGAACUCUCAUCACUUCGUAUGGGUUCGAUGCCGCCAAAUUCACGACCUUGUCGAGCCUCGAGCUCGGCCGUGGCAUCCUCGAAGGAAUCCUCCACCGAGCUGGACAAAAUGCCAUCGCACGGUCACAGUCCACCUUGGCCCGCGUGGAUGCCGAGACUGUCAUCGAACGGAGUCUCGAGAGCCUGCACAUGGCCAUGUCCCAGAUCGUGUUCUGGACGACCGCCGGUUUUUAUGUCGCUGAAACGACCUUUGCCGCUGGUUCGCAGAUAACGCAGCUGCUCCUGUCGUCCUUGGACCAGUUCUUCGGCUCCACAGACUCGUCCCGCGCCAUCGCCAGCAUCAUCACGCUGGUCCGCCGCGAGUUUCAGAACCCAGCAACCGGCCACAGUGGUCAGAAGGUUGGCGUCACCGAUCUCGCCAUGGGGAUCUGUGCAUUGGCAUAUCUUCAGCAGAAGUGCUGGAAACUUCCCGAUGAGGAAAGACGCCGAGCGCCCCAGGAGGAAAUUGUUUGGGAUAUUGUCGUGCUCAGCGAUGGCGAACGAGUCGACGUCCACGAAGACAGCCUCUAUGGCAUACACAAGGGUCGUUACGAGCCAAAAGGGCCAGGCAUUCUUGUUUCCAAACCUGGACCCUCUCAUGGCCCAGACCUCAUUGCGACGCUGCAGCGACACGCCAGCCAAGACAGUGGUGACGAGGAUGACUAUGUCUCCCCCGAAAAUCGUCUUCGAGACCAAAUCAUGCAAUCUCUACCCGCCGACACGAGCGUUUCCAUCACGACGUCUACACAUACGCAGAAGACCAUCACUGUUGAAUUCACUGGCGCCGAAUCGCCUGCACUGUCCCCUCCUCCCGGUGUUGAACUUGUUGAGAGAGAAUUCAUCCCUGCGGCCGAUGCUCAAAGAGACGUAUUCUCGAGUACCCCCGGUGCGGUCACCGAUCAAAUCACGCAACGUGUAGUGUACAAGUUCGACAAGACGAUGCUCCGGAGUACGGCCUGUCGAGGCUACGACCAGUCUCCGAAAGUGUCUGGAUCAGUGGCCGAGAUUGAUAUUCUUCUUGAUGGGCCAGACGGCCCACCUCCACAGCUGCCAGAGCGUCGUCAUAAAGCAGCUCUAGAAGCACAACCCCCGAUUCCGCCCCGGCGGCACAGCUCAAAAGCUUUCGAGGAACUCGCUACAAGUCCAAGGGUAGAGCAGACCAGCAUCCCUCUUGCGGCAGACUCUUCCCACAGACAGACCUUCCGCAAGGUGUCUGACUCCGCAGUCGACGUUGUGAAGUCGCAGACCAAUGCCAUUUCCGACAACGGUUCAAACCAGAAACGCCAGCGGGCUCCUUUAGGGCCAGUGGGCACGAAGCGCAGCUCCGAACCUUCACUUCAGGCUGAGGAGCCCCUCUCGGCCAAACCGCGAUUGACCAAGUCUAAGACUGAGCCAAUCAAAGACAGCAAGUUGCCUCCGAAGAAGACGGGGGUGCGACAAGCUCUGAAAAGAGCUCCAGGGUCUAGCAUGUCCAGUCUCUGGAGUCGAGAUACACCUGAUGCAGCUGCCGCGAUGGCCCCUUCAAUAAAUCCAGCCCCCAAACCAAAGCCGGCGUCAACUUUGAAGAAGCUUGUCAACCCAACCAACCUAUCCCAUCGUCCUUUUAAUCGAGCAACAGGACCAACUGUGUCGUCCAAUCUCCGCGAUAAAGGGUCCUUCGAGGACCCCGCCGAAAAUCCGCGCAGCUCAUCUCGGGCAGGCUUCAUUUCAAUUCACGAACGUCGGCGGGAUUCGGUUGUAUCUCAAACUGAUACUUACUCGAUGCACUCCAUGGACAGUCUAAGGCCGGACUCACCCAUGCUUGCCCGGCGAUCACCAAGCGCCUUGGGCAAGACGUUUCCAGAGUAUGAUGCAGGUGACUUUGGCUCCCCCGCCUCACCUAGAGCCAACCGCAUGAGGCAGAGAGGGCACACUCCCAGCACCAGCCUCUACAGCAUAGCAACGAAUGGUUCGCAAACCUCCCUGGUCUUGGCAGCGAGGCAUCCGAAAAGUGCCUACACAGAUUCGGAGGCCAUCGAAACGUUGCGACGUGCCGGCGUUGUAGAUGGAAUGUUCCCAGCAAAACAUCUACUUCACAACAUCACACGCUUCAUGCUUUACUCAUCUGCCGCAUAUGGGUCGGGAUUCCUCAAGUUCAUGAGGAUCUCAAGGAACCUACCUAUCCUCAAAGCCAUGGACGAGACGCACCAUGAAAUACGAUCAUUUGCUCAUCACACGGAGUCCAAGGCUGAAGACGUUCUCAUGGCGUCUUUCGUCGAUUCUCAUGGCGGGUCCGACACGACAGGUGCAACUGGUACCGGGGUGCCCCUAGUUCACUACAUAUCUCUCGAUCAUGAAUCCAAAGCAGUAGUGCUGGCUUGCCGAGGCACGUUGGGCUUCGAAGACGUCCUGGCUGAUCUAGCUUGCGACUACGAUGACAUGUCGUGGCAAGCGCUCGACGAGUUUAGCGACUACGGCCUCAUCCUCUGCGGCCACUCCUUAGGGGGCGCCGUGACAGCCCUUCUGGGCACCAUGCUCGCCGAGCCGAGUCCGACUGGCACGGGGUUCGUGACCUCUGCCGAACCACACCACCGCCUACUCACAUACGAGUCCUCAGCCACAGCGGGUUCCGGUGGUACGACGCCCGUCUGCCUCCCCUCAGGCCGGCCCAUACACGUCUAUGCCUACGGCCCGCCGGGCACAAUGUCUCCCGCCCUGCGCAAGGCCACGCGUGGCCUCAUCACAAGUAUCGUCCACGGCCACGACCUCGUACCGUACCUCUCGCUCGGCGUCUUGCAUGACUUUCAGGCGGUGGCGCUCGCCUUCCAGAGCGACAGCACCGACGCCUCCCGUAUUGAGGCCCGCCGGCGCGUCUGGCAGGCUUUCCAGCACGGACUGGCCGACAAGUGGUACGCCACCUCGACCGCCAGCUUGCCCGAGAACGACCAGUGGGCUCUGACGGCGUUGGGCUCCCUGCGGAGGAGCAUAGUCGGCACCAAGCUCGUGCCGCCAGGGGAGGUAUUUGUCGUCGAGAGCUCGAAAGUGUUGCGGAGAGAUGCCUUUGUGCUCGCUGAGGAGGUGGAUAUCGGGCAGCCGGCGAAGAGAGUCGUUCUCAAAUACAUCCGGGACGUCGAGGCGCGAUUUGGCGAGGUUCGGUUCGGGACUAGCAUGUUGAUGGAUCACAGUCCGGCCAAGUAUGAGGAGGCGCUGCGGAAGUUGCGGCUCGGGGUGGUCGACGCAGGAUACUAG
Molecule: messenger RNA, 3441 nt
Organism: Verticillium dahliae VdLs.17
Lineage: Eukaryota; Fungi; Ascomycota; Sordariomycetes; Glomerellales; Plectosphaerellaceae
Exons: 2
Coding region: 1-3441 (1146 amino acids)
Biological process (GO): lipid metabolic process
Source: RefSeq, a predicted model, not a curated record